This is a messenger RNA of Trametes versicolor FP-101664 SS1, 1011 nucleotides long. Its product is annotated as Mg-dependent DNase. The record is from RefSeq and is a predicted model, not a curated record. The transcript is spliced from 8 exons. Gene Ontology annotation, molecular function: 3'-5'-DNA exonuclease activity. Gene Ontology annotation, cellular component: cytosol. Lineage: Eukaryota; Fungi; Basidiomycota; Agaricomycetes; Polyporales; Polyporaceae. Bases 1 to 1011 code for a protein of 336 amino acids.
AUGCCAGUUACCGUUGUCGCUGCAAAGCCAGCUGCCCAGGAGGUGCAUCCGGAGAAGUACAGAUUCAUUGUAAACUUGACCGAUCCCGUCUUUCGAGGCUGCCACCAUGGCAAACGCAAACAUGACGAUGACAUGGACGCCAUGCUCGAGCGCGCGCGCGCCGCAGGCGUCAAGUCGAUGAUCCUCACCGGGGGCAGCCUGCACGAGUCCCGCGAGGCGAUCGAGCUCGCGCGCCAGCUCGGGUUCUACGCGACCGCGGGCUGCCACCCGACGCGCUCCGCGCAGUUCGACCAGUUCCGCGGCGGGCCCGCGAAGUACCUCGAGGAGCUCGACAAGCUCAUCGCGGAGAACCUGACGGGGAGGGGACGCGUCGUCGCGGUGGGCGAGUGCGGCUUGGAUUAUGACCGCACGCACUUCGCGCCGAAAGACGUUCAGCGGCGACACUUCCGUUCUCAGCUGUCGUUGGCGAAGAAGUACCAUCUGCCGCUGUUCCUGCACUCGCGCGCAGCACACAAGGACUUCGUGCAGAUCCUUCGCGAGGAAGGGUAUGAGAAGGAUGGCGGUAAGGCGGCCGGCGGGAAGGGCGGCGUCGUACACAGCUUCACGGGCACCGCGGAGGAGGCCGCAGAAUUGAUGGACAUGGGCUUUCAUGUAAGCGUGAACGGAUGUAGUCUCAAGACCGCGGAAAAUCUCACCGCCACGAAGUCGAUCCGACCGGACAAGAUCAUGCUAGAGACCGAUGCGCCAUGGUGCUCUAUGACAUCGACACAUGCGUCCAAGGCUUACCUCACGUCUUUGCCUCCCGCGCUCAAUGCCUUGUACUUCCCCCCAGCGACGAAGCCCGAGGCCUUCGUAUACGGCCGCCCUGUGAAAGGGCGCAACGAGCCCGGAGCGAUAGGCGGUGUCGCCUGGGUUGUGUACAAGCUUGCUGAGGGCGCGUCGUUCGAGCAGGUUACGGAAAAGGCAUGGAAGAACACGGUCGAAGUGUUCGGCUUGACAGAGCUACAGUAG